Seminavis robusta is the source of this 1510-nucleotide messenger RNA. Lineage: Eukaryota; Bacillariophyta; Bacillariophyceae; Naviculales; Naviculaceae. The record is from the annotation of a GenBank genome assembly.
ACUGCAGCCAACCAAGGAGAGGAAAACGACCAAAGCUGUUGGGAAUGUUGAUGCUAUGGUACCAGUAGUACACGUCGAACCUGACUCCAGUGCAACUACAUGCAAUAGUACCGGUACUAGUAGUAGCACAAUUCUGGAAUUGGCAUUGAAGGGCUCAUUGACAAAACUGCAACAGCGAUUCUCUCCAGCCCAGAUAUUGAAUGCCAACGAUGGACACGAUGGCACUGCCUUGCAUUAUGCCGCUGGUGGAGGGCAUUUGGCGACCGUUCGCUAUUUGAUGGAAACCGUUGGUUUGGAUGCACUUGCCGUGUGUCAACGAAAUGGUCGAACGGCACUUCAUUGGGCCGCUCGGAAUGGCCACAAUACUGUCUGCCACUAUCUGGUCGUUCCAGCUGGCAUACACGUAGACGUACUGGCCAAAGGAGAAGUGACGCCUCUGCAGUUGGCCAUUUGGCAGUGUCAUUUGGAGACGGCACAAUUAUUGGAGCGAUUGGGAGCCAAUGUUCACUAUGUCAAUCAGUGGGGAUGUGGAUUGGCUCAUUGGUUGGCCAAAUACCCUCUUUUAAGAAAUACACAACCAUCACAAAAAGAAGAAGAACAGAGAAUACGGGAGACCUGCAAAUGGCUGUUUGAAACUCAUGGCGUUGCUUGUGAUGGUCCCAACAAUCAUGGACAAACUCCUCUGCACAAGGCUGCCUAUGCGGGCAAUCUAAAAGUGGUACAAUACCUUGUGAUCCAAAAAGGUCAAAUGGACAAUCGACGCGACCAUCAAGGAAAUUCGGCAGCCGAUUGUGCGGAACGGACACAAUCCCAUACGACGGCCAAAUGGCUGCGACAAUACGCCUCCCCCAUUCUAUUCCAAUCACUCGAAACGUUGGGGUUACAACUGCAGCAACUACAGCAUUCACGAGAACAGCCACCACUGCCACCCGACACCAAGACGAUUCGGACAACCUUUUUGAGACUGGCCACGCAAUUCCAUCCAGACCAUCAUCAUCCGUCAGACAGUGAAAUCUACCAUGAAAAAUGGAGCUCUAUACAACAAGCGUACACACUGCUCAUGUGUUGGUGGGACAAUCCGGAGAGUUGGGACGUACAAAUUCGAUUCCUGUCCAGGAAUCAGGCUCUCCAGGAAUGGCCCCGCGUAAAGUGGACCGAGGAAUGGCACCAGCAGCAACAGCAACAAAAUGCCAUCCACCACCACCAACAACAGCAAACCUCCACAAUUCACACUCAUGAUAAUGACGAUGACGGUGAUCUACUACUACUACUACAAGACUUUGAAACCAAAUUGCUGCGACUGUUACUACACACACCGCAACAACAAGUGGCGUUGGCACAAUUGCCACAUGAAUAUGCCAAAAAUUGGCAUCAACCGUUACCCAAACCCAAACACUAUGGAUGUCGAAAGCUCAUUCAUUUGUUGCAGAGAUAUUGUCCGCAUGUACAGGUGGAAUUUGUGGAUAGCCAUACAAAGCAUGCCAUUGUCAAGCCAGCAACAGUAAGUUAG